AUGGGCAAAAACAACGGCAGUUCAAACUACAAGAUGGCGGAGGUAAACCGCCUUAUGGACUUGGUGGAAUCGUACUUGCCGCUUGGAAAGGACGGGUGGGAACGCUUGGCCAGCGAAUUCAACGCUACCCGUCCGCGUAGCUGGGCCGAGCGGGACUUUGACAGCCUCCGCCGAAAGUUCAAGCCUCUUUAA
Molecule: messenger RNA, 192 nt
Organism: Phytophthora nicotianae INRA-310
Lineage: Eukaryota; Oomycota; Peronosporomycetes; Peronosporales; Peronosporaceae
Exons: 1
Coding region: 1-192 (63 amino acids)
Source: RefSeq, a predicted model, not a curated record